This is a messenger RNA of Lasiosphaeria miniovina, 1473 nucleotides long. RefSeq names its product phosphotransferase enzyme family-domain-containing protein. Bases 1 to 1473 code for a protein of 490 amino acids. The transcript has a single exon. The record is from RefSeq and is a predicted model, not a curated record. NCBI's taxonomy places the organism in Eukaryota, Fungi, Ascomycota, Sordariomycetes, Sordariales, Lasiosphaeriaceae.
AUGACCAGGGACGCAACCAGAGACGGGCUCGCUUGGGACAACGGCGGCAUCGAUCUGGAGCCGUGCUGGACGCGAGAGCCCAGCCUUGACGCCAUCCAGCGCGUCUGCCGCCGUCACUUGGGCAUUCCCACUCCCCACUCGCAAGAGGGCGAGGAGGGCAAGGGCGAAGGCGCCGAGGGCGACUGUGCUGUCCACUUCCAUGCCGCUGGCGCCCUCAACAAACUCUAUCUGGUCGACACGCGUCGCGGCCGCUUCAUGAUGCGCGUGUCUCUGCCCGUCGACCCACGCAACAAGACACGGGGCGAGAUGGCUACGCUGGCCCUGGUGCGCCGCAACACAGACAUUCCGGUGCCCCUCGUCGUCGCCUUUGACGACACCUCCACAAACGAGAUUGGCUUCGAGUGGAUUCUCAUGGACUUUGUUCCCGGCAAGCCUGCCUACUACCGGUGGCGUGGCAUGACCAUGGCCCAGAAGGAGGCCCUGGCCGCUCGUGUUGCAGACUUCCAGGCCCAGCUCUUUCGCUGCAGCAGCUUGGGGGUCGGCUUCCGCGGCAUCGGUACUCUGGGCACCGGGCCCGACCAGGCCGGCGACAACCAGGCCGGCGGCGACCAGGCCGGCAGCCAUGUCCCCAGCGUCCCCAACACGCCCAGCCCGGGGCCCAUCGUCUCGAGCGCCUUCUUCUCGGGCCCGCACUUCCACUACACGGUCCCGCGCGGCCCGUUUCCGUCGAGCUACGACUGGCUUCGUGCUCACCUCAGUAUCAUCACAAAGGAACACACCAACGCCCUGGCCGAUACGCAGCACCAUGACGACCGCGAGUAUACCGAGGGCGUGCUGCGUGUUGCCCGCAAGCUGCUCCGCAUGCUUCCCCGGCUCUUCCCUGCUGUCGUGCAUCCGCCCGAGCGCACGGUGCUGUGGAACGACUUCACGCUCCACAACAUCAUGGUCGACGAUGCUGGUCGCAUCACGGCCGUCCUUGACUGGCAGUGCUUGGCGACGGUGCCGCGCUGGACAGCCCUGCAGGUGCCCGACUUUCUGCGCGGCGCCACCCGCCACGACAUGCCCGACCGCGACCGUUACACCGAUGUCAGUGACCACGGCAGCAACACCUCGGCCAGGUCGGGGCUCGACGACGGCCUCGAUAACGAGGGCAAGACUGAGCUCUUCUGGAUCCACCUGAUGGAGUACGAGCAGACCCAGCUGAGGAAGGUCUAUGCUGCCCACAUGCGCCAGCGCCUGCCCGAGUGGGACAUGGAAAUCGCCGAUGGCGCCCUCAAGGUUGAUUUCCUGGGUGCUGUUUCAAGAUGCGGCGCCGGCUUCUACCUCCGACGCGUCGAGCAGUGGGUCGACGCCCUCGAGCGGAAGGACUAUCUCAGCCUUAUGGAGGUUCUCAGGGUGGGGAUCAAGAAGGAGAGGAGUGGUGGCGUGAGACAAGGCGGCACUGCGGGACAACCUGUUUCAAGGCCCGAGUAG